AUGUUGCAGCAGCACCACAAGCAGAAGCAACAGCAGCAGCAACAGCAGCAGCAGCAGCAACAGCAGCAACAGCAGCAGCAGCAGCAGCAGCAGCAGCAGCAGCAACAGCAAGCUGGUGAAGAAGGAUGGGAUCUCUUAUGUAAACUCCUCGCCUGGAGCCCAGGUCAGCAGCAGCAGCAGCAGCAGCAGCAGCAGCAGCAGCAACAGCAGCAGCAGCAACAACAGCAGCAGCAGCAGCAACAGCAGCAACAACAGCAGCAGCAGUAA
Eimeria mitis is the source of this 267-nucleotide messenger RNA. RefSeq lists its product as uncharacterized. The transcript is spliced from 2 exons. The coding region runs from base 1 to 267 and encodes 88 amino acids. The record is from RefSeq and is a predicted model, not a curated record. NCBI's taxonomy places the organism in Eukaryota, Apicomplexa, Conoidasida, Eucoccidiorida, Eimeriidae.